Geodia barretti is the source of this 4497-nucleotide messenger RNA. NCBI's taxonomy places the organism in Eukaryota, Metazoa, Porifera, Demospongiae, Tetractinellida, Geodiidae. The record is from the annotation of a GenBank genome assembly.
GGAGAGUCGCGAAACAGCACGAUGCGACCCUUGAGCUUGCUAGCGGCGCUUUUCGCAGUGCUGCUGUGUGCACGUAGCGUGCAGGGCAGGCGUUCCGCCAUUCGUCUCCCGCGGGACGUGAGUGGAACGGGUCGCUACAUCGCCGUUUUCAAGGACGACACGAGCCACGAAAGGCUUCUAGAAAUAGUUGAAUUGUUAAAAACAUCAGAAGGAUGUGUGGUCCAUUUACACAUGGAAGUAGCGCUGAAAGCAAUCGUAUUGAAUCUGUCGGACGAUGCUCUGCAAAUGGUCCUCAAGUUUCCAGAAACGGCAUACGUGGAGGAAGAGGGAAUUUCGUACGCUGCAAAUUCCGGCGAUGGUGAAGGCGAAGACAGGGGCCUGUGGUACCAACACCGCAUCGAUCAGCUACCGGGAGACGGCCGCGGGGUUGACGUAUACAUUCUGGACAGUGGCAUCAGGUUCCAGCAUCGAGAGUUCGGACGAAGAGCUAAGUACGGAGGGUAUGAUGCGGUAGACCAGUAUGAAUAUCUGCAGGGAACUAAGGGCUAUGUCCCCUUACGCGGAAAAGACUGCCACGGGCACGGUACAGCUGUAGCUAGUUUGGUGGGUGGUAUAACCUUCGGUAAGGCUACGGAAUCAAAUCUUUUCAGCGUUCGCGUGCUGCGGUGUGACACUACUGCACCGUGGAGUAUAGUGCUGGACGGACUGGAUUAUAUUGCCGAGAUAAUCCCCAAACGUGGUCAGAAUGCAGUUGUCGUACUAGCUCUUUCUGGCAGCAACCUAAACUCCAUGAACGAGGCAAUAAAUAACCUGAACGGGCUGGGUGUUCUUGUGGUGGCGGCUGCAGGUAAUGAUGGAACCGAUGCUUGUCAAACAUCUCCAGCCAGCUCGCCUAAUGUCAUCACGGUAGGGUCCACUGACAGGCAAGACAACAUAGCCUCUUUUUCAAACUAUGGACCCUGUGUGGAUCUGUUUGCCCCUGGGGAGGAUAUCCUAGCUGCCAACAAUGAGUGCGACUCUUGCACUGGUACAAUGAGUGGUACCACUCUGUCGGCUGCCCUGACUGCUGGACUGGUGGCUGCAUAUACCUCACAAAUUCAUUUCACUCCUGCACUAAUGAAGGAGAGGAUUGUCUAUCAAUGUCUCCUAAAUGCCAUCAACUUUACUUCUCUCCCACCUAAUGCUCAAGAACAGACUCCUAACCGCCUAUUAAAGAGGGGAUGUGGUGGUGAAAUAAUAGUGUACCUCGAUGAACAAGGAGUCCUCAACUCUCCUGAAUUCCCGCAAGACUACCUCAGUAACUUGAGGUGUAAGUGGAAGUUAGUAGCUGAGAGAGACUGUGACUAUAUUGAGAUUGACUUCACCCAUAUAACACUUGAAGAAUACUAUGAUACUCUUACUGUCUGUCUCAAAGAUUCUUGUAGGGAAGAUGAGAAAAUAGUGCUGACCGGUGACUAUGGUUUACCAGACUGUUUGCUCCAGUCUGAGGGGCAGAAUAUGACCAUUGAAAUGUUUACAGACGGUUCCAAACAGGCCCCAGGAUUCAGGGCUACUCAUAUCGCCAUAGAUGGAACCAGAAAAUCAUUGAACAAAUGCACCCCUGUUAGUGACUCUUCAAUACUGCUGGAAGCUUUCAGUGCCGCAAAUAGUGUUGGAGGACGAUUUUGGAUGCAGAAAAGUUGGAAUGAGUUUUUUGCCGGCAGAAAAUAUGGUAUCAAUGUAGCUGUUAUAGAUGAAGUUAAUGGCUCAGUGAUAGCAACAGAAAACUUCAACCAGGCUAAGGGUCAAUCCAACACGCUGGGUAUCUUUAUUGAAAAAUUACCAGCUGGAAGAAUUGUUUGUGUGGCAAUCAGUGACGAUGGGAUCUAUCAGUUAAAUGACUAUGCGAAAAGACAACUUAGGUGGCUAGGAUCCAGCAGAAUAAACUAUUUGACUCGUUCAGACUCCUGGGCACUAAUUGGAGUGAAGGGUAGCCAUGUGCCUCAUCAACAAGCAAUCGAAAUGUCAGGAACAUCUUCAGCGCAGGUCUCCGCUCGAGUACAUCUGAAGUCAUCCUAUCAGCAAUUUUUUGAAAUAACAGCAGAGUCUGCUGGACUGCGGUCCGACAACUAUGCCACCAUUACUCUCAAUGGUACGGUAGUUGAUAUACCAUACGUCGGGCAUGAUCGUGGUAUGCAUGUCAUGGUAGUGAACGAGGUCACUGGUAAGAUAGUCCAUAGACAAGUGUUUGACACUUCAGCCGAGAGCGGAGCUUUCUCUUCCUCGCAUCAGUUUGUAGAACUGAUCCAGGCCCUUCCAGAGGGUAGGUUGGUGGCUAUUGCUAUAAAAGAAGAAGCAAUGGCGCACAUGUCGGAUGCUGCUAAACAAGCCUGCGAAAGCAUUGGGAGUGCGCUCAUACAGCAAGUACAACCUGGAAAUUCCUGGGCAAUAGUUGGUAGAAAGGGGGCUAGAAAUGGGUCCGUGCCAGAAGCAAUGAAAUACUCUGAAAAUUCAAGGGCUAAAUAUGUUCCUGUUAAGACAGAUGAAGAAGGUAUCUUGUGCCCUAUUCUUCUGCAGUCUUCUGAAAAUAAUGGAGUUGGAAGUAGUAUAAUUGUUAAUGAAACCAGGAUAAGUCAUGUUUCUUCAACAACAAGCGGAAAUUUAGCUGUUCUUGUGAAGCUCGAUGAAUGUGCAGUGGAGAAAAAUAUUUCUUUCAUUUCCUCGAAUGACUUUUUCAAUUUCAUUAAGCCCAUUCCACCUGGUAGAACGGUUGUUGUAAAUUGGGCAUAUGGUCACGGUCUAAACGAGCAUGGUACUGCAGCUCUUGAGGCCAUUGGAAGUGCCAGAAUACGUGGUUUGGCUUUUGGAAAAGCAUGGGGAAUCAUCGGAAAGAAAGGUGUUAGCACAGGCACGAUCGUGGAAGACUCAUCCUAUACCAACCGAGGGAAGGCUCUUGGAACUGCUGUCAAAAUAGGAAAGUUACCGGGCUCUGUGACUGUGCAGUCUGCUGGUUCCAGCACUGGUGACUAUGGCAAUAUAAUAGUUAAUGGUACUAUCUUUACCAUGUCUCCACUAUAUGAGUGUGGUCUCAAUGUUGUUGUGUUUGAAGGGGACACCAUGAAGAUUCGCAGUGUUCACACAUUCAAUAUGACUGCAUCUAACACUUCUCAGGACAUUGAGGAGUUUGUCAAACUGACUACAAGGCUACCCAACGACACAGUUGUGGCUUUGGCUAGUAAUAAUGCAGGAGAUCUUAACAAAACUGAAGAAGUUCGGGUGGCAAUUGAAGACCUGGGCAGCAAGUACAUCCAUCAAACUACUGAAGGUGGCUGCUGGGCACUGCUAGGUCGAAAGGUGCAUCAAGGGGCGAAGUCCCAGAAGCAGUCAGCAAUCAUGGUCCAGUGGAGAUUGUUUCCCAUGCUAUGCCUACACCUUCAAAGGACUGCAGUAUCUUCAUAGAAACUACAGGAACAGGAGAAGGUGGAGGCCUGAAAGUUAACAUCAAUGGGCACUACAAUGAGAGUCUAACAUCUUCUGAAGGGGUAACUAUAGCUAUUGUAAAAGAAGAAAGCUGUGAACUUGAAUUCAUUGCUACCUACCACAAUACAAGGUACAACAAAUACAGCAGUGCACUGCUUUCCUUGAUAAGUAAGCUACCUAUGGGAAGAACUGUUUUCGCAUCAAUAUAUGCUUCAAGUGGUUACCGUCGGUAUAGCUAUUCCGAAAGUUUGAAGAUUGCUAUGGAAUUGAUUGGAAGCUCUCAAAUUCGGGGGGCACUUUAUCGUGACACCUGGGCCAUAAUUGGACGUAAAGGAGCACCAAUGGGCUCAGUUCCGAAUCUCUAAUGACGUAUACUGGAGGUGUCAGCCACCCUGUUGUUUCAUUGAGUGGCAAUAUAAAAAUCGAGAAAGAUAAGCUUACAUUUUGUGAAAACAAGCUGUAUCCACUGGACUGUCUUAAAUAGAGUGUGCAAAACGAGACUGAAAAGUAUAAUAUAUUGCCAAAGAGUGUGAGAUGUAGUAUAAUUUUGGAACUCUUUAUUUUGUUGUGUACAAAGGUGGCUACAUUGUAUACUUAGUGGACUGUAUAUUAUUAUUCUUCUUGACCGUGUGGUGCUACCCAGCCUUGCACGUGCACUAUGCUAUGUUCCACCAACUGCUACACUACAUAACAAUUGUGAGGUAUGGAGUAAUGCACACAAUAGGUCACUGACUUGCACAUGCACAACACACCGCGCCCCGCUGCUUGUCUGGGUAAUCGGUGGCCUCAUCGAAUUACUGAACAAAGCAACACGAUUGUUCUACAAAUCUGCAGAGGUAUCACUUGCACCCUCCAGGCUCCCAGCCCUUUCAACAGCUUUGCACAGUUCUUGCAAAAGACACUUGACUUAUAAGAUUAUCGUAUUAAUGCACCCUUUCUCCUUUCAUUGGGAUGAAAAUAAAGAAUUUCUUAUAGUACAGUGCAUUAAACAUAAUAAUAUGCCACACAGAACAUAACACAAUGAACAAUAAUGAUGAA